Messenger RNA from Lottia gigantea (owl limpet), 2364 nucleotides. RefSeq lists its product as hypothetical. The record is from RefSeq and is a predicted model, not a curated record. Gene Ontology annotation, cellular component: cytoplasm. The coding region runs from base 1 to 2364 and encodes 787 amino acids. The transcript is spliced from 9 exons. Gene Ontology annotation, molecular function: calcium-dependent cysteine-type endopeptidase activity. Lineage: Eukaryota; Metazoa; Mollusca; Gastropoda; Lottiidae. Gene Ontology annotation, biological process: proteolysis.
AUGACGGCUAAAAAUAGAAGUAAGGAAAUCCCUUAUCAGGACUUCUCCAAGAUUCGCGAGGCUAUAAGUAGGAAAAAGGAGAAUCAGAUUGAUUUGAACUCAUCGGAUUUGUUUGUGGAUCCAUCGUUUCCCCCUGAUUGGUCCUCAUUAACUUAUGUGUAUAGUGGAGAUGACAAAUAUGAGAAAACCGUCUUCAAACGACCCAUUAACAUCAUCAAUAAUCCUGUGUUGGUUGGUGUAGGUGGCGUCUGUGUAGAAUGGUUUCCAUGGAAAUCGUGGAAGCAGAAGUCCUGGUUUCAAGGUGCUGUCAUGGUGGUUUCUCUCAGUUUGAAAUUCAUGGAGAAAAUCAUUCCUGGUUAUCGAAAUUUUGAACAGGGAUUUGAACACAAAUAUCUUGGUGCUUUUAGAUUUCACAUCUGGAGAUUUGGAGAAUGGAUUGAAGUGGUGGUUGAUGAUUACUUACCCAUACUCAAUGAUAUGUACCUGUUCUGUUCUUCUAUGGGCCAGCCUCAAGAGUUCUGGGGAGCGCUGAUAGAAAAGGCUUAUGCAAAGUGUAAAAAGACAUUUCAAGCUAUUGAGUAUGGAAAUAUUCUGGAUGCUUUGACAGAUCUGACUGGUGGUAUUUGUGAGUUUUACACCCCAGACGUGAACCCUCAUGAGAAUCUAUAUCACAUUAUGUAUAAAUCAUCUUUAAACCGGUCUAUGAUGGUCUGUUGGAGAAACAACAAGAGACUGACAGAAUCAGCUUUUGAUUUCGAUGACUUUCAAAAGGAUAAUGAUAAAGAUUGCUGCGAAGAUAAGAGAUUUCUUCAUAUAAUUACUGCUGUUACCAAGGAGAAAUUUCGGCCAUUGUCCAGAAAAGAAGACGAUGAAUUCUGGAUGACUAUGGAAGACUUUCGCUGUAACUAUGGUGGUUUGUUCAUCAUCAGCAGUGAAGAACCGUACACAACUGAUUGGUUGAAACUGGACCGCAGGUUCCGCCAAGAAAAUGGUGUGUUUACCAACGAAUCCACAACAGAAAAUAGGACAACCUCAGUGAUCAACCUCAGCGGGCAGAAUCGUUACAAAGUGGAAAGAGAUGCCAGAGAUUUUACUCCACAUCCUAUUUCCAAUCCGUCAUGCUUCAGCUUUCGUCAGCCCAGUUCAGCUCUAGGGUGUAUGGAUACAGAGACCGUUCAGUCACAGAGUAUCUGUGUACGUGAAGCUCUCAGAUCACGCACCGUGGACUAUUCCCAUAGGAUUCCCACAUCCAACGAUCAGACUCCCAAAAAUCUUAACCUGAGUAGUGAUAACCCGUGUGGUAGAGUGGUGUGUCCAAAUUCCUACAGUUGGUUAAGAAAUAGUUCCAAGGAUGAUAAAGAAUCCAGACUCAUGAACUCAAAAGCCAAAUCCGACAGAAAAGGCCAGCGGCACUCAAAUGAUAUGACCUCAGCAAAAACAGUUAAUGUGUCGUCCAAGGGAAGAGAUUUCGUGAGGCGAACAUCCGAGACAGAAUCACUGCUCUAUCAAGUGUCCAAAAGAUCAAUGGACGUUAAACUCAGACGUGAAAAAAGUAUGAACUCAAAUUCCAUGGAAACAGAUUCUCUGGCAAGUCUUCCAGGGUGUAUUGACAUUGAAGGUGAAGGUCAAAUUUGGGCCAAUCGCAAUUGCAGCACUCUUUCCAACACAACUGUAAUGUCUGAACAGAGUACUUACAGUGCCUCUGAAAUAUCUCUGCAAUUCCAAACUCCACAACCUACAGACGAAUCUCAUCGUCCCAAAAGUGCUCCAUCCUCAUCUCGUAAUAAUUCUGACACUUCCCUAGCCUCUUUGACUCAGAGUCAUUUCCUUGCCAACAAGACUGACUACUUCAAACAGCCGGGACGAUGGAAAGUUAUGUUCGAACACAAGUUCAAAUGGACAAAAGACAGACAAGGAAUAUCCCGAUCUGACAUGGACCGACAUUCUCGCAGCCCUAGAAUCCUGUUUACGGUCUCUCGUACCAAUGAGGUCCUGGAUCCAAACUUGGUGCCAAGGAUGCAAGGAAAGCGACAUGUUAUAAUAUCAGUAUUACAAGACUAUCGUCAUGGACCUUCUACUGCUAACAGCUUACUCUUUCCCAUCGGUUUCUGUUUAUAUCGGGCCAAGAAUAUUGACAAAGAUGAUAAACGUCAUCUGUCCAAGCUACAUCUGGUGAGUCAGGUGGAUGGUCCAGCUGAGAUUCGAGAAGUCAAUGCCAGGUUUGAUCUGGAGCCUGGUGGCUAUGUCCUGGUACCCUACUGUCUGACCGAGUGCCAUGAGGGAGAGUUUUUGGUCAGAAUCCUAGCUGAGUGGAAACCUCCUGGUGGUGCAGAGUGGUCUCUAACACAACAAAUCAAGCAAUAA